Messenger RNA from Aspergillus alliaceus, 1254 nucleotides. Its product is annotated as succinate--CoA ligase subunit beta. Gene Ontology annotation, cellular component: mitochondrion; succinate-CoA ligase complex. NCBI's taxonomy places the organism in Eukaryota, Fungi, Ascomycota, Eurotiomycetes, Eurotiales, Aspergillaceae. The coding region runs from base 1 to 1254 and encodes 417 amino acids. The record is from RefSeq and is a predicted model, not a curated record. The transcript is spliced from 7 exons. Gene Ontology annotation, biological process: succinyl-CoA metabolic process; tricarboxylic acid cycle. Gene Ontology annotation, molecular function: succinate-CoA ligase (ADP-forming) activity; metal ion binding; ATP binding.
AUGUAUCGUUCACUCUCCAGAAUAAGUCAGCAUAUUGGAGGUACUCGUAGUGUUGCCAAGCAGCAGGCCCGACGAUUGACCCUCCUUGAACACCACUCUCAUAAACUCCUCAAGCAGUAUGGGAUUCCAGUUCCUCACGGGUUCGUUGUCGCAAGCCCAGAUGAUGCCAAGUCCGUGGUAUCUGAGAUAAAUGCCCCAUCCAUGUUGAAGUCCCAGAUUCUUGCUGGAGGUCGGGGGAAGGGUAAAGUCGACAGUGACGGCAAGGGCGGAGUUCGGAUGGCCAAGACACCAGAGGAAGCUUUUGAAGAUGCCUCCAACAUGCUUAACCACUACCUCACAACCAAGCAAACACCACUAGGCGGAUUACUUGUCAAGAAGCUCUAUAUCUACAAAGCUGUUGACGUGGCGCACGAGUACUAUUUCUCCGUCACGAUUGAUCGCGAGCGAUAUAGCCCCGUACUUCUCAUUUCCGACGAGGGCGGAGUCAAUAUUGAAUCGAACGUCGAUAAACUACAUAAAUUCUGGUUUUCGCUCUCCUCGGGCGUCACUCCCGAGUUGAUCGCCCAGAUACAAGCGAGACUGCUGUUUUCUACUUCUGAAUUACCAGUGAUAGAACACAUUAUCCGGCAAAUGGUCGCAUUGUUCCGGGAGAAAGAUGCCAUCCUCCUGGAGUUAAACCCACUUGCGUUGACACGGGAAGGAGACUUUGUCUGCCUCGAUGCGAAAUUUGAUUUUGACGAUGCCGCGCGGUUCCGCCAGCGGGACAUCUUCAGUCUUGAGGAGCAUGCAUCUAACCAGGAAGAUGAGCAUGAGGCUUCCAAACAUGGCCUAGUUUAUAUUCGUCUCGAUGGGAACAUCGGAAACAUCGUUAACGGAGCGGGUUUGGCUAUGGCUACUAACGAUCUUAUCAACCUGCAUGGCGGCAGGAGUGCUAACUUCCUCGAUAUUGGAGGAAAGGCCACGACCGAAACAUUACAGAAAGCUUUCGAGAUUCUCAACAGGGACUCUCGGGUGCAGGGUAUUUGGGUCAACAUCUUCGGUGGAAUCGUACGGUGCGACAUGAUAGCUACCUCUAUUAUCGAAGCCGCUUCAGCUAUGGGAGGAUUUAGGGUCCCCGUUGUUGUCCGCCUACAGGGUACCAAUAGUGUCGAAGCCAUGAAGUUGAUUGAAGCAUCCGAAUUAGACCUCUCUACGGAGUCAGAUUUUGAGUUGGCAGCUGAAAGAAUUAUCGAACUUACACCUCGAUGUGUUUGA